AUUCCUGUGGACAUCAUCGAGAUUGACUUCUCCAUCUGGUCGUCGGUUAUUGCUGGCGUUAAUGAUGUCGUUCAGAGCAAAUCGAUUUUCGAUAUUGUUAUAUUUAAUGCCGGUACAAUGUUUCCCGAUGAAUCAUCGACAGUGGACGGAGUUGAGACAUGCUUCCAGGACCUUUCCAUCAACUUAGUACCAACAGACACCGAGAACACCUCGGUUUUUGCCCAUUGGGAAAACGGCAACGUGACGAUGUUCCUCAGUUUUCGUAACAAAGCUACAUAG
Cooperia oncophora is the source of this 279-nucleotide messenger RNA. NCBI's taxonomy places the organism in Eukaryota, Metazoa, Nematoda, Chromadorea, Rhabditida, Trichostrongylidae. The record is from the annotation of a GenBank genome assembly.